Panicum hallii is the source of this 1255-nucleotide messenger RNA. RefSeq lists its product as uncharacterized. NCBI's taxonomy places the organism in Eukaryota, Viridiplantae, Streptophyta, Magnoliopsida, Poales, Poaceae. The coding region runs from base 60 to 803 and encodes 247 amino acids. The record is from RefSeq and is a predicted model, not a curated record. The transcript is spliced from 5 exons.
GCCCUCUUCUGCUCUGCGUCACUCGGCGCGGAGCACCGGCGAGCGCGAGAAAAGAUCACAUGGCGUUGCGCCACUCGAGCCCCGCUACCUCUACGCUGACCACCGGCCACCACGGCCGUAGCGCCGCCGCCGCCGUCGUCCUCCGUCAGCCAACGACCGAUCCUCGCAGCCGUUUCCUGUUGCGCGCGCGGAAGCCGGCAGCUGGGUCCCCGGCCGCGGGAGCCGAUACCGAGGCGUCAUCCCGCUCGGAGAACGCCGUCCUGAAGGCCGCAUGGUACGGUUCCGAGCUCCUCGGCAUCGCGGCGUCGCUGCUCCGGCCGGCGCCGUCGUCUCCGGAGGAGGGCGCUCCCGGUGAUGCGGAGGGAGGCGAGGCGGGGGCCCUUGACCGCGCGGGAGUGGUCGAGGCCAUCAAGGACGACUUCGCGCGGUCGUACUUCGUCACAGGGAAUCUCACGGUGAAAGCUUACGAGGAGGACUGCGAGUUCGCCGAUCCAGCGGGUUCGUUCAAAGGCCUGCAGCGCUUCAAACGGAACUGCACGAACUUUGGGUCUCUGCUGGAGAAGUCGAACAUGAAGCUCACCAAAUGGGAGGACCUGGAAGACAAAUCAAUUGGGCACUGGCGUUUCAGCUGCGUCAUGUUGUUUCCGUGGAGGCCGAUUCUGUCAGCAACUGGAUACACUGAAUACUACUUUGAUGCUGAAUCAGGGAAGGUGUGCAGGCAUGCCGAGAAUUGGAACGUUCCCAAGAUGGCGCUCCUGCGGCAGAUUUUCAGGCCAAGCCGAUGGGUCUGGGAGGAGCGCUAGCUGAAGGCGUUGAGCUAUGCGAGAAUCGAGCAGUAUGUUUAUGUUCCAAAUGUAUCUUACCUACGUAGAGUUGUAACAUACCCUAGGGAUCACAUCACAUGUGCCAAAAUAGAAAAGUUGACUUAGGACAAAGAAAUUUAUAUUUAUAUGGGAGGAAGCAGUAGUAAAUCUGCUUGCAAGUAAGAAUUUAGGCCCAUCUCGGUCCGUAUUCCAGAACCGUCCGACCAUGCUUCUUCAUGGGCCUGGCCCAUUAUACAAAGACAGGGUCUUCUAGGGUUUCUUGUCUCGACGUCUUUAUAAGCAGAAGCUCUGGAGCGGAGAGGCCUGGGUAUUGCGGCGUUGGCUCCGGACGGCAAUGGCGGCUGUAUCUCCUCUGUUCCAUCUCGAGCCGCCCAGGGGUUUAUUCAUCCGAUGCUCCAUUUCUUAGUGCUAUCUCUGAUUUUCUUUCGGCA